AUGCCACCACAGGUAGUUGCUGCGCCAGAGAUACAUUAUUUUGACAACACACCAAUAGCGACCCCUCCAGACAUAUAUAAACCAAACGCUGAGGGCAAUGGGCCAAGGGUACGAUUAUCACAACCAAAUGAAGUUUACAAGACAUGCGAUGAAUGUGCUAAUGAAAUUACCAUGAUUCGACGGGCGUUAUUUGAUGAGCCAAACACGGUGGUGAAUCAGAGUGAUGAUGAUGAUGUCAAUGGAAUCAAGUACACGUCACGCGAACGCACCCACCGACUACCCUGUUCUUCAUCUACUACAUCCUUGACUAGACGAACCCAAGAUGGAGCAAGUGAUAGAAACCUAUGCCCGGUUUGCGCGACUGACCUACUAAAAGAAUACAUUUCAGAUAGGCAAAACGUGGAGCUCAUAUCGAAUGACGAUUUUGAAAAAUACAAGGAGCAACACAUUAGUGACUGUCUAGUGGCGUUUGAUUUCAAUACAGAUCAUUCGACUAGGUUUUCACCAGAACUGAAUCCAAAGAACAAAAUGUUGGUGUAUAAUAUACCGCCCAUCCCAAAGCCGCAGUACGAGAACAUUGGUGGAGUUCAGUCUGCAAGUACCAGUGUUGACAUCUCACUUGUGCCUCAGGAGAAAAUUGAAGAGGAUGAAUGCGUUAUAUGUCUUGAAACUUUAAAGCCGGGAGAUAAAGUCGGUAGAUUAGAAUGUCUAUGCGUUUUCCACUAUAAAUGCAUCAAGGAUUGGUUCAACAAAAAGGGAUAUGGUGAGUGUCCGGUUCAUUUCUUACAUAAAUAA
This is a messenger RNA of Lodderomyces theae, 795 nucleotides long. Its product is annotated as phosphatidylinositol-3-phosphate-binding ubiquitin-protein ligase. Lineage: Eukaryota; Fungi; Ascomycota; Pichiomycetes; Serinales; Debaryomycetaceae. The transcript is spliced from 2 exons. The record is from RefSeq and is a predicted model, not a curated record. The coding region runs from base 1 to 795 and encodes 264 amino acids.